AUCACCACAUUUCUUAUUCGAUACACGAGAAGCUUGGUGGAUUGCAUCUGCAUACUUAUUAUGUACUAUGUGCACUGAGAAUUCUGGACUUGAGGUGAUAUGAUAAUGCACAAUAUUUAACUACACACCCAUGCAUGGAUUUUAUUGACAUUCUGAAAAUUGAGAUUACCGUUCCUAUCUAUAAAAAUAAGUACACACCGUCUAAUUUGUCCAUCCACGUAUUUAUUUGAUCCUACUUUACUUAUCUUAAACGUUAUUAAAAUUUUAUUAUCAGACCGACAAUAAACCCAAAUAUUAACCAAGCAUACAAGGUAUGCUGAAGCCGCAUUAUUUAAGCCAACAAUAAAAUGUUGUAACCGCAGCAUGUUGCUUAUUUGCUUCCGGCAACCUGAUGAAAUUUGAAACGUGAUUGCAUGAAAUUGGCUACUGCGGGUAUGCACUUACAUACAUGUAAGUAGUAGGAAAAUAUUUAGCAGAAACCGAAUUCGGGUCAUGCAGCCUGGUCUAGUGUCUCCUUCGAGUUACGAGUUGCACCUGCACGUUGCAUCAUUUCAUUCAACAACUGCACAACGAAGCAUGCCGAUACGAACCAUGCCGGUUUGAACGCAGUAUUCCCAAGAUACAACAUCCGCUCUUCAUCAGAACUAAAAGUUAUAUUCUGUGAAAGCAUUUACUUCGAGACCACUUAAAAUUGUCACAUUUAGAGUGAAAAUUGAGCUUUGUUCUAGUGUUUGCAAAAUCUUAAAACAGAAAUGUGACACCCAAAUUAAUUGUAGCUCAGUACUCAGCGUAUUUACCUAUUGGUUCAUACUUGGUCAUAACAACGUGGAAAAAAAUAACACCUACUCAAAUUGCAAAUGUGCUGCAAAUAAUCGAGUACCUGCAAAGUUUUCAACCAACAACACAAUACCCAAGAUAGAAUCAGUACAUUUUAUUUGCUACAACAUACGUGAAUUGCAAAACUAAACGCGAAGAUGGUUUUAAAGGAAAAGAUGAAGCAACGGAAGGGGUACGAUGUGACGAGUGUCGACAAGAAUGGGGGGGACACCAAAAGCUUGGAGAUGGACGAUCUUGGUCCUGGGAGGAAAAUUCAGAUGCGAGACGACGACAAAGUGGAACUAAAACGAAACGUAACCUUGGUCAACGGCGUGGCCAUCAUUGUUGGAUCAAUUAUUGGGAGUGGCAUCUUCUUGACGCCCACGGGAGUGUAUGUUUAUGCGCAAGAUGCAUAUGGCGCAAUUGCCGUUUGGACUCUGUGUGGAGUAUUUUCACUUAUCGGAGCCUUGUGCUUUGCGGAACUAGGGACAUGUAUUACAAGAUCCGGUGGCGACUAUGCAUAUAUUCUUGAGGCAUUUGGAAGCAUUCCUGCUUUUUUAUGUUUAUGGGUCACAGUUCUGGUUAUUCGCCCUACAACAGCCACGGUGGUUGCACUAACAUUUGCCGAAUACGCCAUCAAACCAUUUUUCCCAAAUUGCGAUCCUCCACCUUACUCCAGAGAACUCUUGGCAGCAGGAUGUCUUUGCUUGUUGACAGCGGUAAAUUGCUUAAGUGUGAAGGUGACAAUGAAGAUACAGGACAUAUUCACCCUAGCAAAGUUACUGGCUCUUGGUUUAAUCAUUCUGGCUGGGGUAAUUCAUCUCAUCAGAGGAUUUACUAUGGACAGCAUAAAUCUCAGCAACAAUGUCUUCUCAACACCCUUCGACUUUAAAGGAAAGGAAUACAACUACAUGGACCUCUCUUUGUCAGUGUAUAAUGGUUUAUUUGCAUAUGCGGGAUGGAAUUAUCUUAACAUGGUCACGCAAGAGCUUCAGGACCCCUACAAAAAUCUCCCUCGAGCCAUCUGGAUUGGAUUACCUCUAGUGACAGGAAUAUACGUUUUGGCCAACAUUGCAUAUUUCAUUGUCCUGACCCCACAAGAGAUGAUCCAGUCCCCAGCGGUCGCUGUGUCAUUUGGAGAGCACACCUUCCGAAAGAUACAUGUCGAGUGGAUCAUUCCAAUUUUUGUGGCAAUGUCCACUUUUGGAGGAGUCAAUGGAACCCUUUUCACAUCUGCGAGAUUGUUCUUUGCAGGAGCAGACGAUGGACAGAUCCCCCAAAUUUUCAGUUGCAUACAUCCAAAAUACUUUACUCCGAUUCCUGCUCUUCUCUUUCAGUGUGUCAUCGCCGUGUUACUUUUGGCAGUGGGAUCAAUUUACGCGUUGAUAAACUACGUUAGCUUUGUCCUCUGGGUGUCAACUGGCGUCGCUGUCGCAGCAUUGCUUGUCCUCCGAAGAAGCAAACCCAACAUCCCGAGACCAAUCAAGGUGUCUCUCAUACUUCCGUACGUGUACAUCAUCUGCACCAUGUUUAUCAUUGCCUGCUCCGUCGUGGCUGAUCCCACGAGCACAAUGUACGGAACGUUGAUUACGUUGACUGGAAUCCCGGCGUACUUCCUUUUGCAAUGGGGAAGUAAAGUGACCCCAACCGGUGCAAAACAAUUCACGGUUUUUCUUCAAAAAUUUAUGAAUGUAGUUCCACAGGAAAAAGAAGAAACACUUCUGUAAGGCGUGGUGAGUAAAUAUUAAAAAUUGGAAUCUCACCAUAAAAAACUGACCAAAGUAGUUUAAUUCAAUUAGUAAAACAUAUAAAAUAUAGUCUGCAAUGAUGCUAAUAUUUGUUAAAUUGGCUACAUAAAUUAAAAUGUAAAAUUGUUCAAUGAUGUUCUACACAACCAUACAUAUAAUCUGACUUAGAUUAUCCAAGCCUGCAUAAACAUGUUUAUGACGUAGCUUUAACAUAACGAUUAUAGACUUGUUAGUUUUUUAUUAUUUAUUUUUGUUAAUAACUAUUAUUCUGGAAAUGACUGGUGAACGCGGGGCCAAAAAUGUAACAAUAAAAUAAACUCUGACAUAGUA
Messenger RNA from Folsomia candida, 2894 nucleotides. RefSeq names its product large neutral amino acids transporter small subunit 1 (gene JhI-21). The transcript is spliced from 19 exons. Gene Ontology annotation, biological process: amino acid transmembrane transport. Bases 975 to 2543 code for a protein of 522 amino acids. Gene Ontology annotation, molecular function: L-amino acid transmembrane transporter activity. Lineage: Eukaryota; Metazoa; Arthropoda; Collembola; Entomobryomorpha; Isotomidae. The record is from RefSeq and is a predicted model, not a curated record. Gene Ontology annotation, cellular component: membrane.